CCAAUAUCAGAAAAACCUCUCUUCUUUCGACUAAAUCGAGAACACUGAACGAGGUGGUGUGUAGUGCUCUAGCCAUCCACCCCCACCCCACCCCCCUACACACACAGAGUUUUCCACCUUUAAAUUAAGCUCGCCGCCUCCUCACCCUAUGGAAGAAGACCAAGACCGCGAUUCGGCAGCUGAAGCAGCACCAGAUCAUCACCUUCCCCAAGAAAACAGCAACAAAACCACCGAGGACAACUCGACCACCGCAUCCACCGCCACAACAGAAACAACGGACAACAACAACAGAAAGUGCAAGGGCAAAGGAGGCCCCGAAAACAACAAGUUCAGGUACCGCGGCGUGCGUCAGCGGAGCUGGGGCAAAUGGGUAGCUGAGAUCCGCGAGCCGCGAAAGCGCACUCGCAAGUGGCUGGGGACCUUCUCCACUGCCGAGGAUGCUGCCCGCGCCUACGACCGGGCCGCCAUCAUCCUCUACGGUUCCAGGGCACAGCUCAACCUCCAGCCCUCCGGUUCCUCGUCCCAGAACUCCACGCGCGGCUCCUCUUCUUCCUCCUCAUCGUCGAGCUCGUCCACCCAAACCCUAAGACCCCUUCUCCCUCGCCCCUCCGGCUUCGGCCUUACUCUGCCCCACCUCUCCUCCGCUCACCCGGUCCCACUCAUGGCUUCGGGGUUCGUUCCUUACGGUGUUGAAGUAGGGUUAGGAGUCUACCCUAACGUUGCUACUGCUGCCGCCGUCGCCGGUGGUGGUGCAACUUCGUCCGUGCGUUUGAAUCAGCAUCCUCAUCAUAAUAAUAUGUUAGAUCAAGAUCAUCCUCAAGACAACAUUAAUCCAUUGCACCAACAACUACAGCAACAGCAGCAGGUUGUGGUGCAACACUUUCAUCAUCAGUACCCCAUCUCGUUAUCUGACAGAUCAUCAACCUCGUAUCAAUAUCCAAACUCUAGUCACGAUCAAUACCAACUACAACUACACCAUCAGAAUAACAAUAAUCUGGAGUGUUGUUCGCACGACGAUGUCAUGAAUUCGCUUGUGGGAUCGGGGUUGUCUACGGAGCCUAUGGCGGUUGCACCGGGGUGUUCUGACAUUUCGAUGGGGGGAGUGGGGCCCAUUUCGCCGUCGAUGUGGCCGCUGACAAGCGAGGAAGAGUGCGUGCCGAGCCUUUGGGAUUACGGCGAUCCUUUCUUCUUGGAUUUGAAGGGAUUGGAUUUGUGAGGAUCAAGAAUUCGAGGUCUUGAUCAAGCUUAAUAUAUAUUCGAGUCACUCUCUUUCGAAGAACGGGAGAGAGAGAGAGAGAGAGAGAGAGAGAUAUAUAUAUAUAUAUAUUCAAUUCCUUUCAAAAUUCAAGCUUAAUAUAUAUACUAGGCUUGCAUGCAAGAAUUCAUUGUACUUUUGGUCUCCAUGGAGAAUAUAUUUUGGUUUACAAGAUCCAACUCUGGAAACCAAAAAUACCCGAAGAUUGAUUAGGAGGAAAGAGUGCAUUUUAGUAUUGGAUUGAAGCAUACCACAUUACUGUAUGAUCGGUCGAUAGAAGCUCUUGAUGAACACAAGGGGUUGUCAAUUUGAUUAAUGAUGGUGGUCUUAUAAUAUGUUGCAGAAAGAUCCAUCUGAGGUAAGGUUCCUUAUUCAUCAUCAGUUUAUCAUAAAGAUCUCAAAGUGUUGUGGAGUUUUGGGAUGGAACGUUUCCAUAAAUAUUAGGACUUUAUUUUUUAUUUUUAUAACUCAGAUUAUAGUAUUGGGAAUUUUAUUCAUUAGGAUGU
This is a messenger RNA of Malus domestica (apple), 1761 nucleotides long. Its product is annotated as ethylene-responsive transcription factor ABI4. Lineage: Eukaryota; Viridiplantae; Streptophyta; Magnoliopsida; Rosales; Rosaceae. The record is from RefSeq and is a predicted model, not a curated record. Gene Ontology annotation, biological process: positive regulation of DNA-templated transcription; response to stress. Gene Ontology annotation, cellular component: nucleus. Gene Ontology annotation, molecular function: DNA-binding transcription factor activity; transcription cis-regulatory region binding.